GUGGAGUCAGAGGCCAGCGCCAGACAGUUGCGCCGAGUCGCUCCAGCUGGUCGGACGCAAGCGCGCCGCGGAGUGUAGUGCUAUACGGAAUACGGCGACUGCCACCUUCUCAUUAGAUGCUGAUGGUCUCUGUCCAAGUGUAAACGCUGAUGAUGGAAGUGGUGGCGGGUGGGGAGCGAGCGGGAGCCCCCUUCUCCAGACACAAUGUCCAGGAGUGGUCCAGGCUGGAUCAGCUGACGGGACUGCUGGAACAUGCUCGGGUGGAAACCGAUCAUUGGACUGCGAGCACCAGUAAUUCUUCCCACCACUUUGGAAAGGUAGUGGACUCACGCUCACGCAACCUCGCAGACGGAGGGCAGGAGCAGCGACAACAGACCAAGCAGCUGGAGGUUUUCCAAGCCAACAUCCCUGGCGGCUCAGUGCAGGUGAUCCGUUCCAGCACCAGCAGCUCUUGGCAGAGUCACAAGACUUUGUCUGGAGGGAGUGGCUGGACCGGUACUGAAAGACUUGCUCUUCCUAACUCAGAAAACCAGGACUUUGAUCAUCUCAAGUUGGUAUUGAAUCCUCUCGACCUCAGCUCGCAGAAGACAAAAGCGAGUGUAGGUCGAAGUGGCUCAAUCGGAAGUCGGCGUCCACCUUCCAGACCUCGGAGUAUAGUUGGAUUGAAACUCGAAGAGGCUUCCGAGCUCGCAGAUUAUAGACAGUUGAAAGAACUGAGUAGUAUUUGCCACAAAGCCCAUGAAGAAGCUAAGCAAGAUUUGAGUCAGUCUAGACAUUCACCACAUGACCUGUCAAACGGCUUCAGCUGCGACCAAAACGACAGUAUCACGAACGAUGACUCUCAAGUAGCAGAGGCAAAUUAUAACUUUAGAAAUAGUGCCAGCAGUGAAGUUACAAAAUCCAGUGGUCACCUAAGCCUUAUCCGUAAGAAGAGUUGCUCAAGUGAAGAUUUGCAUGCAGUUGAUGAAGAUGGCAAUGAAGCUGCUUCAGUUGGCUCUGACUGGAGGAGGUCUUCUAAGGUAAGAAGGUCUUUGCAGUUUCCCCCAAAACCCAACUCCAUUCAUAAAGAAAACAUUGUUAUUCCUGUAACUAAAAGUGUGUCAGAGAUAAAGAAAGAAAUCGAGGCUCGCAAGCAACUAGUUACAAAUUCUUUUAAAACUCACCAGUGGAAUAACUUUGCCGAACUAGAAGGUGUUUUGGGGGUUGUUCGUAACGGGAGUCAUGAAGAAGAGCUCAAAGAUAGUUCAAAUUCCUCAGAAGCUGGAGCUGUAAGUCCUACUAAAACUGCUGCAAAGAAGCGGCAAACUUUUAUUACGGUUGAGUCAUUAAAAGAAGUUAAGGGACGAUUAAGGAAAUUGAACUCGCCUGUUGAGGAAAUAUUAAAGACUGAUGAUGUUGAUGAUGGCAUUGUGACUGAAGUUAAACCAUCCAGCCCGAUUCCAGAAAAUACUGACAACAUACCUAAGAACUCUGUCAAAUCAUAUGUUUUUGGUAUGGAAGUGAUGCUAAGAAAAACUAAGCCUCCCAUUGUAGGUACAGGCAGUCUGGAAUCUAGAAGCUCAAGCAAGUUUUUAACAAAUGGAAGUAACCGGUCAGAAGAGUGGUACAAUAGAAGAAAAUCCUAUGGUUUUGAACCAGUCAGCAACCAACAGAGCAACUAUUCUUCGUUUGAAAAUAGUAAAAUUGAGUCUUCAACAGACAGUGGAAUUUGCAGAUCUUCUGACAUGUUUUCUUCAUGGUCAAAGCUUGCGGAAAAAUCAACUAACCAAACCAGUCCAAUAAAAACAACUCAUAGUAUAGUUAUAAAACCUUACCAACAAACGGAUGUCAAAAGAGCCAUUGAUAUUGAAGGUGAUGCUGUUAUACAGAAAGGAAGGAAAACUGUUGUUAAUUUAACAGGCAGCAAUGUCAACUCUUCAUGGGGUUGGAACUCCAAAACCGAACUUUCAAAUCCACAAUUAGAGGUAUGUAAAGAAAGUGUAGGUAGAGGGAAAAUUGCAGAUGCAAUUAGAAGCCUCAAUGAAAAAUCAACCUUAGAAAAACAGAGACUCUCUGAGCCUAUAACAAUAUCAAUUCCAAUCCAGCAAACUGCAAAGACUAACAAUACAGAUCCAACAAACUUACUCUUGAAACAAACUAAUAUUACUUCAAGUAAUACUGACAAGAUAGAAACAAGUACACAUUCUAAAAAUGUAAUAGCUCCAUAUUCUGAACUAUUAUUUGGCAAAGAUGCAGGAGAAACAUCUAGCAUAGACACUAAAUCUGAAUUUGAAAAUAUUCCUUGGAGAGGAAAUCGAACAAAAACCCUUUCCAACUUUUUUGAUUCAGAAUUCAAGAGACAUUCCAUUGCAGUAGAUCAAGCCAAGUAUUUAUCCAACAAGAAAUCCUACGGUUCAUACUAUCUCAACGGGAUACAUGAUGUGAAUGACAAAGAAGGAGAUGCCCAUAUGAAUGUUGUUCCUUAUAGUAAAACUGAUAGAGAUUCCAAUAAGAUUAUAACUGAAAGUGACCAUGAAGCGAGUGAAAAGAAACAGAAGAAGGUUGAGUUCUGCAAAACAGAAGUGCAUUUUGCAGCUGAACCUGGAAGAUUCAAUAUUGUUGAAACUGAUGGAAAGCCUCCUCCAAGUAACCUUUAUCGUAGAAGACGCAAAACUACCUCUGAUGCACCGAAUCGAAGUGGUUUACCUGAAAUUAGAUUUGGGGACACGCCAUAUGAAAAGAACAUGUUAACAACUGAAAGUACUUCUGCUGAGAAUUUUACAUCUAAAUCAUUGACUUUCCGAGGCAGUCCAGUUUUUCAUGACAAUGAAAAAGAUGAUAGUGUCAUAUUUACUCAUCCAAAUACCACAGUUCUGCAAAGUAAACAGUUCAGCAAACUUUCCCAUCAGCAAAUUGAUAGUACACAUACCUCAGAAACACAAAACAACUCAGAGGAUGACAACCCGAAACCGAGAAGUAUCCUUAAAAACAACAUCCCAAAACCAAAGCCUUACAUUCUUGGUGAGUCACCCGACAGCCCCUUAACUGCUGAAGAAGGCUCUUCUUGGGGAGUCAAAUUGAAGUCAAUAAAAUCGGAUGAGGAGAAUUCAAAAUGGCAGACAGGCUCUCAUUUUCCAAAAGAAACAGAAUUCCAAAGACUUUUAAAAUCAUUGAAACCAGCAGCAAAUAAACCCCCAGAUUUAGCGGAAAUUGCAGUGCAACCAGAACCAUCCUCAACAGCCGCAGACAACGGUUUGGAAGUUAGGAUCUCAUCUUCCUCUUUUCCACCAGACCAUCGACGAGCUUCCUGGUCCGUUGCUGACCGGAUUAAAAAUGUAGAAGACACCAGAGGAUAUUCCACCAAGGUCAACUUUGGUCCUCAAGAGACGACUGUGAUAGAUGCUUCUAAAAUUGAUGAUGUUACUUCUAGAGUUAACGCUUCUGAUGGCCUCAAGAGCAGCUGGACUAUUAAGGAGCAGAAGUCAUCCUUUGAUACAAGACCUGCCGAGCAGCCAGAGCCAGGGCUCAGGAGCGGGAAGAAGAUAACGUACUCGCAAAGUUUUUCCACUCCGGUAAACCAAUGUCCUCCUGAACAGACCAGAGAUAGCUUCAGCAGGAACAUUUUGAAGUCGACAUCGCUUGUCAUGGAAGUACAGAAUCCAAGCAUCAACCAUUUAGGAGAAUUCGAAAAGAAGGUCUCAGUGAAGGAGAUUUCAACGAAUCUGAUUCGAGACAACUGCGGUAAAAAUGUUCAAAAGGUGAAGGAGCCUCUUUGUAAAAAGAAUUUGAGUUCUGUCAGCGAAAAAGUUAGCCAGUACUCGCAAAAGCACAACACGUUCGAGAAGGAAAGAAAGAAAACAUAUCAAGAUAUCAACACAAAAACUAUUCCUCCGGUGAGGAAAAUUUCUUCGGCGACUCAGACGUAUUUCGUCAACAGGAGUGCUGUCAGAAGGGAUCUGCAUCAGGCUACAAGUAUAAAAAUUAACACCUCUUUAAGUGAAAAACACAAGAUCCCUGAGAAGUCGGAAGAAGCCAUGAAUGGCAUACCGGGGGUUCUAAAUGCACUUGAUGAUUUGAGCAGAUGUAUCGAUGAAGUCAUCAUUGAGUCACCACAGAAAGUGUGUAAAGCUGAGGUUCCAAAAGCAAGUGUUUUCAGCCUCAAAGAAGAUUUCAAAAAGGAGACCAACAAUCAUGAUAACAUUCUGAGCGUGGCCAGUCAACAACCAACGGUGAGCGUGAUGAACCAGUUAGAUCUGCUGCGAGAGAUUGUGGACUCUGGAGAGUUGAGCGAGGAUAGCCUCAAAGCAGACGAGGAAGUACGAGCAUACAUGAGCACGGACAAUGAUGAUGACACACUCAGCAGUGAAUGGUCUGGGAGCUGGAGCAGAGUGAGGUCUCUCAAGCAGAGCACUAAACAAGUGGAAAAGAAAGUGAAGCCUUCUGUUGCAGACCUGGUGCCUAGAAUAUCACCCAGUUUUGGCUCAAGAGGUCAUUCACCUCUGCACCAUAGGCAAGGCCUAGAAGCUGCAGUGAGCACUCAUCCAGAAGUUCCUCGCAUAACAUCUAUCUCUCUCCACUACGCUGAUGCGCAGCAGCCCUCACCCAUGCAGCCAGUGGCACUUUUCAGAGAGUCUCUGGAGUCUCAGCAUCCUACAACGUCCUUUGUCUCUAGAAAUCUCCUUAAUACAGACUCUUCUGGUAUAUCCAGCAAGGUGGAAAUGUCUCUGAACGGUGAUAGGACUUGGAGCUUUUCUAAGGUCCCUCUCAGGGAGACCACAGCAAGUAAAUUUAGUGAAAGUGAUUAUAUUGACUCAACAAAACAGCCUUCAACUCAGAAACCUAUUAGGCUGCAAGUUAGGGACAUAACUUCAUCGCCAAGCAGGUUCAGCAGGAAUUCUCAGUCUCCCACGAAAGAGGCUCUCUUUUUAGAAAGAACGGCUGAGAGGAAUGUCUUGUACAAUGAAAAUAAUCGGCAAAUGUCAUCAUCACCAACUAGUGGAACCUCUAAGAAAGUGACAUCGGCAGCAACUAUCAAAGUUGAUGCUUUCCAGAACAAUUCCAGGAAAAGUGACAAAAUAUUCGCUUCAAAAUCUGUUACUAAUCAGAUAUCUAAAUCGGCAAGUCAGAGUAGUUCAGUACAUCAAUAUAAGCACAAAGUUGAGGAUAAAUUGGAAUCAGUAAAAAAAAGUGAUACGAAAAAGUCUCUGAAUGAAAUGAAAACUAAGGAAAGGAAACUAUCAACUAGCAGUAGUGGUAGAGAUGGUUGGCUAAACACUCCAAAAGAAGUCCAGGCUAGGAAAAAAUCCGAGUCUUACAUUAGAAAACAAGACACUAGAAGUGAAAACAAAAUAAGUGAGAGAACAAUAAAACCGAAUGUAACGAAACCGAAUCAGAAAAGAACCGAAUCACCCAUCUACCAAAACAGAGAAAUUUACGCAGAAAGAAGGGACUCAAAUGACAACACUGAAACAGAAUCGACGAUACUAGAAGAGCUGACAAAAGCUGCAGAUCAAAUCUUGCUGGCUGUGAAUGGUUACACUGAUGAUGACUCCUUCAGAGCGAGUAGCGAAGAUGAGUUCAGGAAAAGGCGAGAAAAACCCACCUCACAACCACUUUGCACCAUUUCUGAAUUGCCGAAUAAAAAAACUAACACUAACAAAUUCGCAAGCAGACAAAGCUUGGGAGUUAUCAAGUCUACCAGGAGUACUGAUCUUCGAAGAGAAUACAGAUCCUCAUCAAAAACACGAGUUGGGAAAACAUCCUCGAAUUCCUCAAUGGACAGUGGUCCCUCUAGCGAGUUUAAGUCCGGUGAUGUCAAGCCACUCCUAUCGCCUGAGGAUCGGAGCAAGCGGAGAGCAGCGAGGCUUUUGCAGCGAGCAAGCAGUCGGGAACUACUGCUCCAGACUGCCGCUAGUUCAUCGGAAGACAUGGGUUCCGGGAGUGACACAGGGUCUCUGAGGACCAAGCGAGUAUUCAGGAGAUCUCGAUUGCAGAACGGAAAACUUAGCGGGUCCAAACAGGAUUUGACAAGCAUUGUUGCCGAGACCAGGACUAAGGAGAGAGUCCAACGAUCAGCAAUUACAAGCGAAGCUCACACAUCUCACAGAGCGAAAACGCAAGUGGAGAACAGGUGUUCCAGGCAUUCCAAAACCAUUACAGGUUCAACAGCGGGUGAGCGACGUGAGAGGAGGCCUCAGACCGUGGUGACUCACAGUUCCCGCACUCAGUACGUACCUCACAGCUCACGCUCACGCACUCGCACAAGCCACGCACCACGCCCCCAAUGCCCCUGUUUCUGACACGAACCGCGUACUUUUCUAAACAGUACCGAAAGAAGAAGUCAGAGACUAGUCAAUCGGAAGCGAAGAGUGGCUUAGCUCGAGAGUAACAUCUCGACGCAGACUGAACAGAUCUCACCCCCAUGGCUCUCACUGUCUAGGUUAUCAAAAUACUCAACUAAAGUACUUUUGCAUCAUUUUAAAAUAUGAAUAGUUUAAGGACUGGUUUCUUACGAUGAAAAGAUAAUGUAAAUUCUCAAGUUUUACAUUUUGGUUUCAAAAUUCCCAGUAUUGUUGGAAGUCGAAUGGUGUGCAUCUCAAGAACCCUUCUGUGGAACUGAAAUGUUCAACCCUUUGUGCUCGUAUUGAGGUUUUCUAAUAAUUGGAAUUUAUUUUUGUUAAUAUACACAAUCUUUUAGUCCAGAAUCCGAGUUAUUUUACAUUGUAUAUACACACAACAACCUUGAUUUUCUUGAAAUCCACAAAGAAAUUUUCUCUAAGAAGAAAAUUGAUCAUCAUCUUCGUUGGUUUCAGUGGAGAUUGAAACAGGAUGUAUCAAAAGGGUUAAAAAUAUGAAUCUAUGAUUUUUUUUCUCAGACCACACUUUUCUUAGCUUGACAUGCUUCAUACCAACCUUCAGACAUGCAAAUAAAUUUUAAAUCAUUGUCAGCCAACCUAUACAGACCCUGAAUGUGGCUACUAUUAUUCUUUAUCUAGGAGUGAGAGUAUUAGUAAACUAUACAUACUAUUAUUAUAUGAAUUAAAAAUUGUGUACGGUAUAUGAAUUUUGAAUUGAAACCUAGUAGUGUCUUCUAUUUGUGUGUUAUGAUUAAAAACUUGUAACGUAUUUAGAAAUAUUGAAAAAAUAAUUAAAAAAGUAUUAGUAACAAAUAAAACAAAAUAAAUAUGAUCUAGCUGAUUCUGAAAGAACUGUGUAAGUUGGCACUAUACUCGAUCUUAACAGAUACAAGAUACAAGAUACAAGUGGUGAAAUUGAUUUAUGAUUGCAUCGCUUAUCUAUCAGGGGCGAACUCAAUACAUCCUUGCGGGUAUCCAUUCAUCUUGCGAGUGCAAAGGGUUUGAAGUUGUAAUAACUUUGAUUUACAGAACUACUAUAUGACCUUUCCUCUCAUCUUUGAUUCUCUGAUACAGUUUCCGAGUAAUUCAACGUUAUUGUGAAUGUUAUGUGCUUGGUACUCUCUAAUUUUAGGAAGCAUUAAGAUUUACGAGUUCCUACGCUUGUUCAAAGUUUUAUUUUGUAUUAUAUGUAAAUUAUUGUGAAGCAAAGCUCAACAAGUUGUGAAUUGGCUAUGUAGUGAACCAUGUGUUAGUCGUGCACGGUUUUGAUGAUCGGGGUUAAAUAAUUCGUAGAAACCCCUCAGAAAUAAUUUUUUAUGUAACAACGAAAAACUUUAAUUAUAUAGUGUCAAAUUAAUAGUAUUAUUUUUCAACGUGAAGAAUUUAUGAAAUUGCUCUAUAGACUUUGAAAUACUUAUACAAGUCAUAAAUUUAACUUGCAGUAAAAUUUACUCAAACCAUGAUUUUUAACGAGAUUUGACAAACUAAAAUAUUGAUUUCAGUUCAAUAUAAAAAGUAAACAUUGCUUUAACCCUUUGAGUGCCAAGCACUCUUGAUGUUUGUGUAGUGUUCAGCUAAAUAAUUUGUAACUUUUUGAAAAUAAACAUAAUGGAAUGAUUUUUGUUUUAUUGUAUUGGGAGAAAAGUGUGAUAUGAAUUAUAUUUAUGUAAAUGAUAAAAUCUGUUGAAAUAUUUAAAUUAAAAAUUGUUCAAAACAUUUUAAUUUUUUAUGUAUUGGUAAAGAAAAAUUGUAAUUUUUGAUAAAGAAAAUUGUUUAUUUUAUUGUCUUAAUACACUUGUAUGCAAAUGAUUUAUUGUUCCCUAUGUAAGUAGGAGCCGGUAUAACUUACCAAGUUUCAAAAAAGUAAGUAUCUGUAAUAUUGAAUACAACUCUUCUUAUGUAUUAGUGCAAAAUAUUGAAAAUCUGUACUCGUAUAAACGUUUUCUCUCAUGUUUGGCUAAUAGUUUUUAUCAGCUGUAACGAAUCAUACCAAGAUAGACAAUCUAUGUUUAUUUGAUUUAUUAUGUAUAAAUAGACUAAGAAGAAUGCAAUAUUUCAUCAUUUAGAAACAGAAUAAUAAAUAUUCAAAAAGCCGAUCUAGUCGGCCCUCAGCACUAUUCGG
Homalodisca vitripennis (glassy-winged sharpshooter) is the source of this 8457-nucleotide messenger RNA. RefSeq lists its product as uncharacterized. The record is from RefSeq and is a predicted model, not a curated record. The coding region runs from base 150 to 6278 and encodes 2042 amino acids. NCBI's taxonomy places the organism in Eukaryota, Metazoa, Arthropoda, Insecta, Hemiptera, Cicadellidae. The transcript has 10 exons.